Pteronotus mesoamericanus is the source of this 451-nucleotide messenger RNA. It is a transcript of the gene ERICH4, whose product is annotated as glutamate rich 4. NCBI's taxonomy places the organism in Eukaryota, Metazoa, Chordata, Mammalia, Chiroptera, Mormoopidae. The transcript is spliced from 2 exons. The coding region runs from base 56 to 451 and encodes 131 amino acids. The record is from RefSeq and is a predicted model, not a curated record.
UGGGUCACUCUGGACCUUGCUACUUCCUGCUCCUGGCAGCUACAGCUCAGAGACUAUGGAGCUGUGGAGGCAGCUGAGGCAGGCUGGGCUGCUGUCCCAAGAGCUGGGCUCACUCCCCCGGGCCUUGACGAGUGUCCCCACAUCAGGUAGAGCUGUCCAGAUGUUUCCACAGGAAAACACUGAAGGUGCCAGGGAGAGUCUGCUGUGGAUCUGGGAGGAGCUGGGGAACCUCCGCAGAGUGGAUGUCCAGCUGUUGGGCCAGCUGUGUACCCUGGGGCUGGAAAUGGGGGUGCUUCGGGAGGAGCUGGUUGCCUUCCUGGAAGAGGAAGAUGAGGAGACCCUUGAGGAAGAGGAGGAGGAAGAGCCUGAGGGGAUACAAGAGGAAGGACCGAUGGGAGUCUCCUGCCCAGCCCCAGGCUACCGCCUUCCUGACUUUGAGAUGACUAUCUGA